AUGGGCUGGAUGACUCGAACCGUCGAGGACGCCGCCCUGCUGCUGCAGGCUAUGGCCGGUCCCGAUGAAAACGACCCGGUUACGGCGGACUAUCUGGUCCCUGACUAUGCCGGUGCCCUGGCAAAUCCCGCCGCUCCCAGGAUCGGUGUUAUCCGCCAGUUCUUCUACGAGCACGCGGACGAAGAGACCCGGCAGCACACCGACAAGAUUGUCGAGAGGCUGGCCGAGUCCGGCGCCGAGGUUGAGGAACUGCCGUUGCCAUCCAGUAUGGAAAGUGCUAUCCAGGACCAGCAAAUCAUCAUGGCAGUGGAGGGUUCCUCAUUCCACGAACCCAUGUACCGCAGGCAGGCCCAGGACUACCAGCCCGGCAUCCGAGGAAUGAUCAAGAGAGGUCUGGACACCGAUGCCGUCACCUACUCCCGUGCCAUGGAACGGCGGCGGCUAUUCAUAUCCGAUACCCACAAGCUGGCACAAAGGGUGGACAUACUGCUGACCCCUUCAAUGCCGACGCCGUCCCUGCCCGACCUGACCAACACCGGCAAUACCAUGUUCCAAGGCCCCUGGACCUCCUGCGGGUUGCCUGCCAUCACCGUUCCUUUCCGGGUUGGCUGCCUCGGGGCUGCCAUUGGGCAUUCAGCUAGUGGGGUCUUACUAUGGGGAAGCCGGGUUGCUGUCGGCUGCCAGGUGGUGCGAAGAAGCAUUAGGGGUUAG
Geodia barretti is the source of this 711-nucleotide messenger RNA. Lineage: Eukaryota; Metazoa; Porifera; Demospongiae; Tetractinellida; Geodiidae. The record is from the annotation of a GenBank genome assembly.